UUGGCUCCGCCACUGCGGCACACUUGCAAGUCUCAGGCUUUACACCUCACAGUGGAGAAUUGCAAUGGAGGUUGAGUCAGAGAGGACGAAACCUGUUGCUGUGUUCAUGGCCUUCGGUACCAAAGGCGAUGUCUACCCAAUUGCUGCCAUUGCUGUGGCUUUUGCUUGUGACCAGAGACAAUACGACGUCGUUCUAAUCACGCAUUCAGCUCAUGAGAACUUAAGGUGUCACUUGGCUGAAAAACAUGUUUCAUAUCGUCCAAUUUCAUCACCACCUGUUCUCUCUAUCCAUCAGAAACAUGAUCCUACUGGCUCUGUGGAGUUGCCAUUUUCACUGCAGAAAAGGAUGUUUUCUAGCGAACACAGACAAGAAUGUUAUUUGGUAGUUGAAUCCAUAUUUGGAGCUGGCCCAAGCAUGGAGGGUGAUUUUAUUGUGAUAAAUUUCUUUGCUUUGGAAGGCUGGAGUUUUGCGGAACUUUUUCGUGUCCGUUGCAUGGUUGCUGCACCUUAUGUCGUUCCAUACAGUGCACCUUCAUCAUUUGAGCGCCACUUUAAAAAGGAACUUCCACUUUUGUAUAAAUACCUUAAGGAAGCUGACGUCAGCAAGGUUUGUUGGAAAGAUGUGAUUCACUGGAUGUGGCCACUUUUCACUGAAUAUUGGGGAUCCUGGAGGUGUGACAAUUUGAAUAUGAGUCCUUGCCCUUUUACAGAUCCAGUAACAGGUCUACCCACUUGGCACGAUAGGCCUCCAUCUCCCCUUCUUUUGUAUGGAUUUAGCAAAGAAGUUGUUGAGUGCCCUGGUUAUUGGCCAUCAAAAGUUCGGGUUUGUGGCUUUUGGUUUCUCCCCAAUGAAUGGCAGUUUUCAUGUAAGCAGUGCUGUGAAAUUUCAAGGAUUGAUUCUUCAGGGCAUCUUUACACAAAAGAUGAACUGUGUUCAGCCCAUGUUCACUUAGAUUAUUUUCUGAAGACUCCGAUGCCUAUGCCACCUGUUUUCAUUGGCCUAAGCUCUAUUGGUAGCAUGGGAUUUUUAAAAAACCCUCAAGCUUUUCUUCGACUUCUCCAAACGGUCAUGGAGAUAACAGGUUACCGCUUUAUCCUCUUUACAGCGGGCUACACGCCUUUAGAUACAGCAAUCCGAGCGAUUGUUGCUGAAUCAUCAUCAUAUGUGAUGCACAAACAGUUUAAUGACGAGUGCCUUUCUCUCUUCAAUGAUCGACUCUUCUGCUUUUCUGGUACCAUACCAUACAAGUGGCUGUUUACUCGAUGUGCGGCUGCAAUUCAUCAUGGGGGAAGUGGCACUACUGCUGCAGCACUACUUGCAGGAAUCCCACAGGUAGUAUGCCCAUUUCUGCUAGAUCAGUUUUAUUGGGCUGAAAGAAUGUUCUGGCUUGGAGUAGCACCAGAACCAUUGAAAAGAAGCCACUUACUUCCAGAAGAAAGUGAUGAAAAAAAAAUCCAAGGAGCAGCGAAUUUGCUAUCCAGGGUCAUACAUGAUGCAUUAUCUCCCGAAAUUAGAGAACACGCUGUAGAAAUUUCUAAGAGAAUAUCUCUUGAGGAUGGAGUCUCAAAUGCUGUUAAAUAUAUCAAGGAAGAGAUUGGUUGUUCAAGCUGAUUAUUUGGAAUCUGUUUCAUUGACAUUCGACAUGGUUUUCGGCAAUGCAGACAGUCCAGAUUCUGAAAAUGGCUGUUUGGAGGGCGGCAUGUGCAUGAUUGGGACAGUCUGCUUUAGAGAAUUGUUCUUUUGUAAAAAGACUCUUCAAAUCUAAAUGGGAUGGAUUAGAUGCAAAAUAUUACUAACAAUGUCUGCAAUAAGUUGCUUAUGCAGUUAUUGCAGAAAGAAAGCUUUUCCUAUUUAGUAAUCGAGCAUGUGACAAGAAAAAUCAAUUGAUUUAGAGAACCUUCUUUGUCAACUUAAAAGAGCCCGCGAGGUGAAAUGGACAUUUCAAACAUACUUUUGACUCCUUAUGCCAA
Messenger RNA from Prunus mume (Japanese apricot), 1971 nucleotides. RefSeq names its product UDP-Glycosyltransferase superfamily protein. NCBI's taxonomy places the organism in Eukaryota, Viridiplantae, Streptophyta, Magnoliopsida, Rosales, Rosaceae. Gene Ontology annotation, molecular function: UDP-glycosyltransferase activity. The record is from RefSeq and is a predicted model, not a curated record.